CUUUCUGCCGCUUGCUUAUUCUCUAGACGAAAUCAAAUUACAACUUGUUGCAUAGGAUUACCGAGACCACUUUCCUCUCCCCAUAAGCGGUUCAAAUUACGCGACCGUUUUAAAUUUUCGUAUCCCCGCUAGGGGUUUGAAGUUCUAAGUGACGUUUUGUAAAUGGUAACGUUAUACGAAACGUGUAGUUAGUUGGGAGGAUAUGCAGAAAUGCCUCAUUUUCAAAUUAGGUUUGUUUGUGUUGUGUUUGUGCUGUCCUGGGAAUAUGUGCGCGCGAAAUGGGAAUUAAACUACUGAUGGUUCUGGGGCUUUUGAUAGGAGUGCUGUAUGGACUGCAUCUCCUGGCACAGGAUUAUCAAUCAAUAACAGCGCCGAAGUUCCUGCGAAUGCUAUUCAAACGUGACCUUAACUCUACCACGAAUUACAAGGCUACAGUAAGAUGGGGAAAGAUAUUGCGCUAUGAUCCAAUACAAUGCGCACGACUGUUCUAUUGUGAUCUGGGAGCACAUUUGCCGGACAAUGAACUACGACGAGGUUUCACCUACAUGCUCGCUCUAGAUACCAAAGAAGAAGAUAAGACUGCGAUGGAGGAAUUCAAGACGGCGUACUUUCAUGGCAGAGCGCUUCGCAGUAAUCCUGAGCUAUGCAGAGAGAAAUACCCGACGUGCCCGUUUAAAGCUACGCUGUUAUUCGACUUGCUGCACUAUUUGUUGCAUGAAAAGCUUUGAAGGUUUUUUAUUAGAGGACAAUUUACCGUUUGACUAGUGUUCUUACAGGGGUGGCGCUUCC
Molecule: messenger RNA, 789 nt
Organism: Maniola jurtina (meadow brown)
Lineage: Eukaryota; Metazoa; Arthropoda; Insecta; Lepidoptera; Nymphalidae
Exons: 4
Coding region: 279-728 (149 amino acids)
Source: RefSeq, a predicted model, not a curated record